Molecule: messenger RNA, 1755 nt
Organism: Exophiala viscosa
Lineage: Eukaryota; Fungi; Ascomycota; Eurotiomycetes; Chaetothyriales; Herpotrichiellaceae
Product: Metallo-dependent phosphatase-like protein
Exons: 1
Coding region: 381-1577 (398 amino acids)
Molecular function (GO): hydrolase activity
Source: RefSeq, a predicted model, not a curated record
ACCUAAGUUAGGUAGGUAACCUCAACGGUGGCUGCACCGGGACUUUCGGGGUAUGCGCAACUAAAAAAUGUCCUAAUGCAAGGGCCCAAGGCUAGCCCUGAUGAUCAUUCACUCGUACACCGAUGCAUCGAUUUGCGUUAGCCUAGCUACACUAUUCCUAUGCUGACUUCACGCACAAAGUGGAACAAGAUCAAAGUUCUAGCUUGGGAAGUAUCAAAGAUAUAGGUAAAGAUGCUCUUGGGGAGGCAACCGCCAUCCGCAGGUGGCCUCAACCACAGGCAGCAACGCGGACGUGACUCCUCGGUCAACGACCUGAACUCACUCAACUCGAUGUCAGGCAUCUUCUUCUCCAUUUACACACCAUCAUUACAGACACAACAAUGAUGCCGACUAGGCGUACGCGAAUAGUUUGCAUCUCUGAUACGCACAACCAGACGCCAAAACUGCCUGCUGGCGACAUUCUCAUCCACGCAGGAGAUCUCACAAAUCAGGGCACCUACUCGGAACUUAGGAAGGCGACCAAGUGGUUACAGCAGGCAGACUUCAAGGUCAAGAUCGUCAUCUGCGGGAACCACGAUGUCACUUGCGACAUUCCCUUCUACCAAGAACAUGGGAAGUAUUUCCAUAACCAAGACCUGGAAGAUCCUCAGCAAUGCAUUGCUCUCCUCCAGUCAGAUCCUUCUGUUGUCUACCUGAAGCACAAAUCAAAGCAUAUCCGCUUUACUCGUGAAGAUGGUGCUGUGACCUCUUUGAAAGUGUUCGGGUCUCCAUACUCACCUGCAAGAGGAUUGUGGGCCUUUGGAUAUGCACCAGAAGAAGCAUUGGGGCUCUGGGACAAAAUACCCCUCGACUCAGACAUUGUGGUCACUCAUACUCCGGCCAAAUUUCACCGCGAUGAAUGUAGCGAGCGCGGAACCGCUGGCUGCGAAGUACUUCGGGAGACACUAUGGCGAGUCCGCCCUCGGUUGUUUGUUUGCGGACAUGUACAUGAGGCUUACGGGGUUGAGGUUGUGGAGUGGGACUUAUCGUCCCUAAAUGUCGGCUUCAAAGAGGCAGAAGUCCGGUAUUGGGAUGACCCUCAGGCUUCAACGAAGAAGCAAUACACCGUUGACAUAUCUUCGAGGGCAAGGUCCGUGGCUCUACGAAACGAUGGCAGCGUUGGAGAUCUGGUCGGUACCGGACAGCUUCCCCGUGUUCGUGGCAUUGAGGUUGAUGGUCCCGCGGAUGAUGUGCUACAUGUUCCUGAAGGGAGGAAAGCUACGCUGCCGAACCCCCCAGAGCCCUGCCAACCACCUUUCCGCGACUUUGAGAAGGCACAGAUUCCUAUAUCUGCAGAACCGGAACGUAUCCAUAUCAAGCAACUCGCAACUCGGGGGCACGGCGGUCUGGCCUCGAGUGCUCGCUCUGACCAAGAAGCAAUUUCCGGGCGGGAAGGAAGGAUCGAAAGCUGUAUUGUGAAUGCAGCUUACAUGGCGAACAAUUGGCCUCACAAAGCUGGAAAGAGAUUCCACAAGCCUAUCGUUAUUGAUCUUGAAUUGAGUACAGAACCUCCACCUUCGCCACAAGCUAGAGAUUGAAGGCUCUCACCAUGCCUGGCAAGCAGGCGAUUAUCUCAAUGAGAGGACUUCCACCCUAUAUCUCCUCGACUCCGCACCAUUCCGCAAUGAACAGUGCAAUUGCUGUUGUCGUUCUUUUCAAGCUUUCGAUGCUUACCCACUCAUCAACACCAUGGAUGUUCCCCGACACAUUUCCGUA